UGUAUUUAUGUGUACGGCUAAUGAUGGAAGAAAACGUUAGCCACAGGGAGGCGGGCGAGCCGCAACUCCGUGUACCAUAGCCAGUAUGCCUUGUACCUUAGGUAGGGCUGAGAGAACUCGAAGAGAGAAACCGCGGACUCUUGCGUUCAGUCUAACUCGGUCCUCGAACUGGUCCCGUGUGCGUGGCGUGUGGCGUGACCGGCGUGGCGCGGCGUCAGUCACAGCAUCCUCCUCGUGGUUCUCUCUAACGCGUUGCCGCUUCCCUCGACGACGCGAGACAAGCUUCCCCCCGUCGCCGUUGGGCACAACAGUGGUACGAGAUUGCAUUCCGUGUCAUUUUGUAAAAACGGCAGACAGAUUGUCGAGCUCCAGUCUAUCGUAUCUCCCUUUGUCCAUUUGCAAUUUCUUGUCACGUGUUAAAGUAUCUUUGUAGGAGAACGCAGACGUUCGUAAAAGAAUUUACAUACUUAAUAUAAUUUUUGAAAAUUUACAUAUAAAUUGAAAUUUUAUACGUUAAAUUUCUAUCAUUUCCUGUUUAUUUCGAAGAAUAGACUUUGGAGAUACGCGUUAGCGGACAUUCAACUCUGCUUCACCGUUACGAUGCUAUAAAAAGAAACAUCCAAAUUUAUAUCGUCAAAAUGACGGCGGAGAAAAAUCUGCGUACCACGCUUUAUCGUUAUCCAAACUUACUUUGGCUUACCGCUACAUUAUCUAAUGGCUCGUACAAAAUCAAUAGGGAGACAAGGCAAAUAGUAGUCUAAAAGAACAGGAAAAGGACUGAAGAAGGAAUCCGGCCUCUUUUCCCUUCCUGGCGCCAACUUCGAGCUGAUAAAGUAUGAAACGGCGGGAAGGUUGAUGGAUCGUUGAUACGAGAUUGAAGCGAGCUGGUGUUGCGCGAGACAACAGAUCCAUCAGCGAAGAUGAGCGGCUUGGCGGUUUGUUUGAUACUCCUCUCGACGGUGCCGGGGAUCCUAGGCGAUUGUCCUGUGGUGCGGCCGCCACAGUGGGGAACCGUGAGGGAGAGAGUUCUUCAGGACGGUGCUCUGCAGAUUGUCUACUCGUGCGAGCCCGGCCGUAAACUUAAGGGUCACAAGAUAGCGACUUGCACCACCGACGGUUGGGAUCAUCCCGUCCCGAAAUGCGUCCCACAUAAUACAUUACGACGUUUUCGUAACGACCUCUAUCUUGGCGAUCAACCAAUCGCCCCGGACAACAAGUUACAAAUCGCAAAGGAUCGUCUUAAGGCGCUAGAGAGGAUAGACGAUUUAAAGAAGCGCAGAAAAACGAAAGAGGGUAAGAAGAGAAAAAAGAAAAGGAAGAGGCCAGCGCAAGCGAAAUCCUCCUCGAGACUACCUACGGCAACAAGAUUAAAUGAAACCGUGGUGUCCCAACUGGAUGUCAGCUGCUUCGCGAAGAAGAGUCUCGGAAAGGGACUCAUCAAGGCCCCUUCGAUCGAGCAUGCUCGUCCCGCCAAAUACGCCAGGAGGAGAAACGUACUGCCGCCGUACAAUCGAUACAUCGUUGCAGUUUACGAAUGCGCGGAUAGUUACGUUUUCGUGGACUCAACGACGGACAGGCUUUUUUGCAGCAACGGCACUUGGCUCGGACGUCGUCCGAAAUGCGUGCGGGACAAUCAACUGCCGAGGGAUAAGGUGAAACGUUGCGAUCAGGGAGCAAGCGAAUGCGAGCACGUGUGCGAGGAUACGCCAAGCGGCAUAAAGUGCUCCUGCUUCGACGGCUUUCGAGCUAAAGGACCGUCCUGUAUCGACGUCGACGAGUGUGCGGAAGGCAUUGCAAAAUGCACCGAUAUUUGCCGCAACGAGCCCGGCUCGUACUCCUGCGAGUGUCAUCGUGGUUUUCAGCUGGGAACCGACGGCCGCUCUUGCCAAGAUGUCAACGAAUGCCUCUCGAACAACGGGCAUGGACCCUGCCAAGGCACUUGUCGCAAUCUCGAAGGUAGCUACGAGUGCAAUUGUGCGGAUAUCCCUGGGUACAAAUUAGCUGGCGACAAUCAUACUUGCGAGGACAUCGACGAGUGCGCGCUAAAUAACGCCAACUGUUCUCACCUGUGCUUAAAUACGCCCGGGAGCGUCUUCUGUCUCUGCCCGGACGGUUUUUAUCUGACGAACGAUUGGAAGACUUGUCAGGAUGUUAAUGAAUGCGAGACGACACCAAAGAUAUGCGCGGAAAAUACCGUGUGCGAGAACACAGUGGGAUCAUACAAGUGCAUAAGCAGGAUACAUCCGCAAGUGGUAACAAAGAUUCUUCGAGAGGAGGACUACGACGAUGAAAAUGAAGACGGGGAUGACGAGGACAACGACGAUGAUGACUACGGAGAAGAAAUUACCGAGGUUCCGCAGAGAACAAAGUGCGAGAGCGGCUUCAAGAAGAACGAAAAUUUGGAGUGUAUUGAUAUAAACGAGUGCGUCGAGAGUGAAUCGCAUGACUGCCAGCACGAAUGCGUGAACGAGCCGGGCGGUUAUCGUUGCGCCUGUCGACCUGGUUACGAGCUCGAGGAGGACGGUGCGACGUGCAAGGACGUGAACGAAUGCAACGCGUCAUCCCGCCCGUGUUCGCACAUCUGCCGCAACAUCGUCGGCGCGUACGAGUGCGAGUGUCCUUCGGGAUUCACAUUGAUGGAAGACAACGCGACCUGCGUCGAGAAGCUCAAAAACUGCGCCAGCCUGACGAAAUCCUGUUCUCAUGCCUGCGAGGAUACCGCGGACGGGCCACGAUGCGUCUGCCCGACCGGAUACGAAUUGUUGGACGACCGUACGACUUGUACGGACGUCGACGAGUGCGCACGUGAGGCUCCGUGUUCGCACUCGUGUAUCAAUUUGGACGGCGGUUUUGUCUGCACGUGUCCGGAAGGUCUGGAGAUCUUCGAGCACGCGAGUAAAUUUAACUGCACCGAUGUAGACGAGUGCGGCAGGGACGAUCAUGGCUGCCAGCACCGAUGCGCAAAUCUGCACGGCGGAUACGAAUGCGCCUGUCACCCAGGAUUCGCCCUGGACAUCGACGGCAAGUCCUGCGUCGAUGUGGACGAAUGUACGGAAAAUCGACACGAUUGCUCGCACGCGUGCAAAAAUUAUCCCGGAGGAUACGGAUGCAUCUGCCCGGAUGGAUACCGACUCCAGCAGGACGCGCACACGUGCGUUGACGUAGACGAGUGCACGGAAGGUACGCACGGAUGCUCACACGAGUGCGACAACGAGGAAGGCGCUUAUAGAUGCGGGUGUCCUGAGAACAUGUCCUUGGACGAUACCGGUAGAAACUGCGUUCUCUCUGACGUAUGCAAAAUCGCGAAUUGUAGUCACGUCUGUGAGAAGAUUCGGGACACCUAUAGGUGCGUCUGCCGAGAAGGAUAUAUCUUGCAAAAAGACGGGAGAACCUGCCUGGAUAUGGACGAGUGUCUCGAGGAUGAGCACGAUUGUUCGCACGAAUGCGUCAAUACCCUCGGAAGUUACAGAUGCGCUUGUCCGCGGGGCAUGAGACUUCUCGAAGACGGUCUCACGUGCGAAAAUCCGAUAUGCCCCGAAGGACUUCGACAGGACGAGCACGGUCAGUGCCGAGACAUCGAUGAGUGUCUCGAAGAUGAGCACGAAUGCUCGCAUUUAUGCCACAAUGUGUACGCGUCUUACCGUUGCUCUUGUCCGGCGGGAUUGAAACUUGAAGAGGAUAAUCGUACGUGCGUAGUCAUUCCAGACGAAUGUGCAAAGUCCCAAGAAAAUAAUAACUGCACUUGUUCCGCGGGAUAUAUUUAUUCACAAGAAGAGCGUAAUUGCGAGGACAUUGACGAGUGCCAGGACGAAGGGAAAAACAAUUGUAGUCACGACUGUGUUAACACUGACGGCUCUUACUACUGCCAGUGUCCGUUCGGUUGGCAACUGCGAGAGGACUCCAGGACCUGUCAAGAGCUACCGGAUGAUCCUUGCGCCAAGAAUCACGAUUGUUCACACAUGUGCGAACAGAAUGAUGGCCGCGUUCGUUGCGGUUGUCCGGAAGGAUACGAUUUACAAGACGACGGAAAAACUUGCCAGGAUGUGGAUGAAUGCUCUAAAGGCUCUCAUGAGUGCAGUCACGUCUGCGUAAACGUCGAAGGAGCUUACCAUUGCCAGUGUCCUUCGGGAUAUCAAUUGAAUGACGAUCGCAAGACCUGUCAGGAUAUCGACGAGUGUUCGUCUGAGAAGACUAAUUGUUCUCACGGGUGUCUUAACACAAAUGGUACUUUUAACUGUACCUGUCCCGAGGGAUACGAGCUGCAGGAUGACGAGAAGACCUGCGAGGAUGUAGACGAGUGCGCUUUGAAUAAUUCUUGCUCACACAGUUGCGUGAAUUAUAAUGGCACUUACGAGUGCUCGUGUCCCGCGGGAUAUCAAAUCGGCGAGGAUAGUAAAACUUGCGAAGACAUUAACGAGUGUAUCCAGAACAACGGAGGGUGUUCGCAUCUUUGCGCGAAUACGGAAGGUGGUAUCGAAUGCGCGUGUCCAGAAAACUACGAACUGAAGGACGACGACAAGACGUGCGUAGAGAUAAACGCGUGUUCUAUCGAUAAUGGAGGAUGCUCACAUUUCUGUCAUCAAGAAGACAGUCGAGUAUCCUGCUCCUGUCCGCACGGAAUGGUCCUGUCCGAGGACGAAACGGUGUGCACAUACGAGAACGAUUGUCUACAGGACAAUGGCGGUUGUUCCCAUUUGUGUUACCACGAAGACGGGAACGUAACCUGCGCUUGUCCACCAAGUAUGAUCUUGGCAGAGGAUCAGAAGCUUUGCGUACAAGAAGACGGAUGUGCGAUAGAGAACGGAGGUUGUUCGCAUUUUUGUCACGAUCUUGAUGGUAACGUGACGUGUUCGUGUCCCGUGGAAAUGUUCUUGUCACAGGAUGACGACACUCUUUGCGUUCAUGAGAACAAGUGUCUUGUUCGCAACGGCGAAUGCUCGCAUACCUGCGUCUUUGUAAAUAAUUCAGUUAUCUGCCAGUGUCCCGAUGGUUAUCGUCUGUCGUCACAAGACAACGCUACCUGCGUAGAUAUUGACGAAUGUUUAGAACUGCGAGACAAUUGCACCCACCAGUGCCUGAACACUCCCGGUGGCUUCAACUGUAAUUGCAACGUCGGCUUCUCACAAAAUCCUCAAGAUUCAACCCUAUGCGACGACAUUGAUGAAUGCGAAAUCGAUAACGCUGGAUGCUCACACACGUGUGUGAACCUGGUGGGCACCUUCAGAUGUCAAUGUCCAACGGGAUUCGUCCUAGAACGGAACAACAGAACCUGCGUCUUAGCGAAUGGUUGCAAGAUCGACAACGGGAACUGUUCCCAUCAGUGUCAUCAAGUGAAUAGUGAUGGAAUUCCGGGCACUCGUUGCUCUUGCCCAUUUGGUUUCCGCCUGAAACGCGAUCUUAGGACCUGCGAGGAUAUCAACGAGUGCGAAGAGUUCGAGAACGACGUGGACUCCGGCUGUUCUCAUACCUGCGUGAACACUGAGGGCGGUUAUCACUGCGAAUGCCCGACCGGCUACAUUCUGAUGCCGGACAAUCGAAAGAAUUGCGUGGAUGUGGACGAGUGCCUGACCAGCAACCACAAUUGCUCUCACGACUGCGUGAACCUAUUGGGCGACUACGUGUGCACCUGCUACGAAGGACAUUACCUGCACCUCGACAACUCUACCUGCUUGGAUAUCAACGAAUGUCUCGAGCGGAACGGCGAGUGCUCGCAUAAUUGCACUAACACCGUCGGUGGACACUUUUGCUCCUGCCCGACGGGCUACGAACUAUCGCAGGACAAGAAGACUUGCACUGAUAUCGACGAGUGCGCGAAUGAUAACGGAGGCUGCAGCCACGAAUGUGUCAACACCGUGGGAGCCUUCCGCUGCGAGUGUCCACCGAAUCACGAAUCAUGGAAUGGGUCUUGUCGACCAUCCGAUCCUUGCCAAGACCACAAUGGCGGUUGCGAGCAAAUCUGCAAUACGGUGAACGGUACCGCAGAAUGUUCGUGCGAGAAAGGCUUUCAGAAGGACGAGAUCGAUGGUUUCAGAUGUCGCGAUAUUGACGAGUGCGAAGAACAGCACGGCUGCGAUCACAUUUGUGUCAACAGUCCCGGUUCGUAUGAGUGCAGAUGUAAGGAGGGAUUUCGAAUGGAGAAUUCUACUUGCGUAGACGUCGACGAAUGCGCAGUCGGUAUUUGCAAGGGCAACAAAUGCACCAACGUACCGGGCAGCUAUCGGUGCGAAUGUGAGGCGGGAUAUCGAUUCCACGGUGAUAUCUGUGUAGACGUCGACGAAUGCGCGGAAGAGGCGCCCUGCAACGAGAGAUGCGUCAAUACACCCGGCUCGUACUACUGCACGUGUCCCCCCGGAUUUCGGUUGCAGGGACAGGAAUGCGUAGAUAUCGAUGAAUGCGAAUGGCGACGCGGCAGAUGCGAUCAGGAGUGCGUCAAUACCGUAGGAUCGUUCGUUUGCGCCUGUCGCCCUGGAUACACGUUAAUUUCGAGGAGUCAAUGUCAAGACGUGAACGAGUGUCUAAACCGGAACGGCGGCUGCACCGGCGAGUGCAUCAACACCGCGGGAAGUUACUAUUGCGCCUGCAGCGAGGGCUCGGUGUUGGCGCCCGACCAGAGAACUUGCGUCUCGCCGACGUCGGGAUGUCGUGCCAUGGAGCCACCUUUACAUGGAGAGAUUAGAUGUCCGGGUCACCCUUCCGGCGCAUCCGUCUACCCGCAGGGCGCCAAGUGUCAUGUCCGAUGUCGCAGAGGUUUCCGGCUGGAAGGAGCGCACACGAGACACUGCGUCAGCGACGGCCAUUGGAACGGGGAAGGGCCUAUCUGCUUGCGCGAAGUCGCGACAGACCCCCUUUACAAUCCAGACACGCCGCGACCGUUUGUGAGCUGCCCCCAGGACAUGGACGUCGAACUACCGGCUAGGCAAAACACGAUACGCGUAACUUUCCCGCAACCGAAGUCCAACAUGGAUUGGUGGAGAUACGUACACGCCUCACCGCCGUGGGCAAAGCAAUUGCAAGCGGAUCUGCCGGCGGGCACGACGGUCGUUACCUUCACGGCGUGGUCGCCGGUCUCUAAUUACACCAGCACCUGUAGGAUCGUGAUAAGAGUUCGCGAUGCCGAAAACCCCAAGGUCACGAUGUGUCCCGUGUCCUUCGAGAUCAGGCUGAGCCCGGGAGAACGAAAUCGCUUGAUAUUCUGGCAGGAACCGACCUUCACCGACAACGUCGGCGUGGAGCACGUUUACAAAACGAGGGGACCUGGACACGUGAUGUAUCCCGGCGUUCACAAUGUGCGCUACGUCGCCUCGGAUGCAGCCGGAAAUCGAGCCGAAUGCCAUUUCUCGAUACACGUGAGAGAAUCUGCGGACGUUCGCGACUCGGAGCCGAGAUUCUACAGAAGAAGGAUGCUGAUGUGCCCCGGCAGACCACCGCAGCCCGUGCCGAGCACCUCGUACGAAUGGCAAAUACCGAGCGGUUGUUACUUAAGAUACACCAGAAUCUUCUCGGGGGCUUAUCAGCGACAUCCGGAACAUCGACAGAACGGUUACCAGGACACUGAAGUACCUUAUCGCGAACUUCCGCCUACUCGGCAGACUACUAGCCUCCCGGACCUCGCCAGAACGUACAAUACCGACAAUUAUCGACACCCGGGCCGACAACAAUACCACCCCCUCCGGCAGACGCGGGAGCAGCAGCUGCGGCAACGGCAAUAUCGGCAACGCGCCACGAGGACCGAUCACGUAGUCUCACUGCCGACUCAUUACGGCGCGGGCCGCGUCGAGACUAGAAUAUUGCCGUCGCGGCAUGAAUGUUGCACGUAAGGGCCCGUGAACGACGUGUAAUAGGGCGAGCGUAAGUUAACUCCGCCACCCCCGAGUCCCCGAGGAAAGGCUGUCGCGUAAAUCGACACCUGUGAGCACCUGCGCGUACCCGCAACUGUGAAGAUCGAUCGCCGUAAUUAACUCCGGAAAGCGUGGCUUAUAAAACGAAAAUAGCGUAAUACGCUGCCCCAUACACAACUCUCUAAUUCGUGUAUCGGUAUUUUUGUUUUGUAAGCGGUCGCAUAUGUAAUUUUUUUUUUUUCGGAGUGAUAUGCAUUUUCCAAUAUUUUUCUUGCAAAUUUUUUCCCAUGGUUUUUUUA
This is a messenger RNA of Solenopsis invicta (red fire ant), 8137 nucleotides long. RefSeq names its product fibrillin-2. Lineage: Eukaryota; Metazoa; Arthropoda; Insecta; Hymenoptera; Formicidae. Bases 921 to 7817 code for a protein of 2298 amino acids. The record is from RefSeq and is a predicted model, not a curated record. The transcript is spliced from 22 exons. Gene Ontology annotation, molecular function: calcium ion binding.